UAAAUGUUACAAAGCAUCUAGAAUAGCUUUGCUUCGAGGAGGGAAAAAACAAGUCUUCCUCUAAUCUGGAGGCGUCUGUGUUCGGACCUGCUAAACGUGCUCUGCUUUGUUCUCCCCAAUUCUUCCUGUUGAUAAGCUCUAUUGGCGCAGUUGAAAGAGAAGAUUACGAGACCCAGAAAUAUUCUCCUCCAGCAUAGAUAUCCUGCCGUCUUUUUUCUAGCCCUCCGGUUAAUAAAUCCUUGGCUUUCUAUUCUAGACUCUGCAAUUUCUGCUGAAACCCACUGAAAAAACUCUGCAAUCCCUUCUGUAACCGUCGCCGUGAUAGCGGUGAUCUGAUUUGGUUACCUCGUCUACCUCUGUAACUAGAAGUUGAUAGGGCGAGGAGGGAGCACUAAGGGAUAUAUGGCCAUGGCAAGCGAGGAAGAAAGUACAGUGAAGGAACCUCUUGAUCUCAUCCGCCUCAGUCUUGAUGAACGUAUCUAUGUCAAACUCCGUUCCGACAGAGAGCUCAGGGGCAAAUUACACGCUUAUGAUCAGCACCUAAACAUGAUCCUUGGAGAUGUUGAAGAAGUCAUUACUACAGUGGAGAUUGAUGAUGAAACAUAUGAAGAGAUUGUUAGGACAUCGAAGCGGAGUGUACCAUAUCUGUUUGUUCGAGGUGAUGGAGUUAUAUUAGUCUCUCCACCUUUGAGAACAUCUUAAGAGUCUUUUGUAAUCUAAAACACAGUUAUAACGUUCUUUGGGUUAGCUAUAAAAUUUUUCUGAUCAUGUGGUGAAUUUGAACACCUUUUCUCUGACUUAUAAUUUUUCCUUAUGGAGAGAAAUAGGUUAUCUGAAACAUUGCGUUUUAGAUUUCAUCAGUGAAGAUGGAACUGCUUGCAGUAAUACUAGUCAUUAAAAACUAGCAUAUACUGAAAUUUUGCACAGGGAAUGGAAUAUGCUUAAGUAUUUUGGCUUCUUUGAUUGUGUACAUUAGAACCAUCUAUUAGUUGGGCCUUCGCUGUAAAUGGUUCUAUGCAAUGAAUAGCUUAGAGUAUCGCCCUUUACAUAUGUAAAAACUUAUAAUGCUUAUGACGAUUUGAUUUUUUUUU
Messenger RNA from Cryptomeria japonica (Japanese cedar), 1091 nucleotides. Its product is annotated as sm-like protein LSM3A. The transcript has 3 exons. Lineage: Eukaryota; Viridiplantae; Streptophyta; Pinopsida; Cupressales; Cupressaceae. Bases 403 to 702 code for a protein of 99 amino acids. The record is from RefSeq and is a predicted model, not a curated record. Gene Ontology annotation, biological process: mRNA splicing, via spliceosome; P-body assembly. Gene Ontology annotation, cellular component: U6 snRNP; precatalytic spliceosome; Lsm1-7-Pat1 complex. Gene Ontology annotation, molecular function: RNA binding.